AUGCCGGCGGGCCACGGUCUGCGGUCGCGGACGCGCGACCUGUUCGCGCGCCCGUUCCGGAAGAAGGGUUACAUCCCGCUCACCACCUACCUGCGCACCUACAAGGUCGGCGAGUACGUCGAUGUCAAGGUGAACGGCGCCGUGCACAAGGGUAUGCCGCACAAGUUCUACCACGGCCGCACCGGACGCGUGUGGAACGUCACCAAGCGCGCCAUCGGCGUCGAGAUCAACAAGCAGGUUGGAAACCGCAUUAUCAGGAAAAGGAUCCAUGUCCGUGUUGAGCAUGUGCAGCCAUCCAGGUGUGCGGAGGAGUUCCGCCUGAGGAAAGUGAAGAAUGACCAGCUCAAGGAGGAAGCCAAGGCACGUGGUGAGGUCAUCAGCACCAAGAGGCAGCCGCUCGGCCCUAAACCUGGGUUCAUGGUUGAGGGUACCACAAUCGAGACCGUCACUCCCAUUCCGUACGAUGUGGUCAAUGAUCUCAAGGGUGGUUACUAG
This is a messenger RNA of Triticum turgidum subsp. durum (durum wheat), 495 nucleotides long. The record is from the annotation of a GenBank genome assembly. NCBI's taxonomy places the organism in Eukaryota, Viridiplantae, Streptophyta, Magnoliopsida, Poales, Poaceae.